AAACAGAAACACGAAGUUGGCAGAGACACCUCUCCAUAUACGGCUGCGCCUGCCAAGACGUCCGCCGCUAUUUAUAUCGCGCGGCGGCUCGAUAUUUCUCCUCAAACAUCCCCCCUUGAUUAGGAGGAGAAAAUUCUUGGCGUUUUCCUGCCGCUGAAGAGGACUGGUGAGGCUGUGCACGAGAAAGACGCUGCAAAAUGGCAAGCAGAAAGGCCAAGAAGAAGGCAGGACCGAAGCAGCGCGCUGCUCGUGCCACCUCCAAUGUCUUCGCUCACUUCGACCAAAGCCAGAUCCAGGAAUUCAAGGAGGCGUUUCUUGUGAUUGACGCUAACAAAAACGGUGUUGUGGACAAGAGCGACCUAAAAACGACUUGGACAACACUGGGGAAGUCAGUUACUGACAAGGAUCUUGACGCCAUGAUUGGCCAGGCCACCGGUCCCAUCAACUUCACCAUGUUCAUGACACUCUUCGGCGGUAAACUUCAAGGUUCGGACAAGGAGGAAGUUCUGUUAGAAGCGUUCGAAAACUUAGACGCAGCAGGAACGGGGAUACAUAAAGACGGCUUCAUCACCCUCGUCUCGACUGCUGGGGAGAAGCCGUUCACCAAGGAAGAGGUGGCGGAGACGCUGAAGGUGCUGCCCCUGGACGACAAGGGAAACAUCAAGUACAAUGAGUUCGUCCGGAUUCUGAAGGGAGGAGAGUAACAGGCUCACGGCACGAGAGGGACGCAGGGAGCUAGAAGAAGGAAGAUAAGAACUGUUAUCGUUUGUGAGAAGUUUUAUGCCAAUUCUAGACCAGUCAGAUCGUUUUUAGUUCUGAGGUUCGCUAUGCUGAGACAUCAUUGUUCAAAGAACCAAACAAAUUCUGUUUCGUUGACAGCUGGUGAUAAAAAAUUACGCCAGACGCUAUAGCAGUGUCCUUACGUACUGGAAAACCAUGUAUGGGGUAUAAUCAACCCUGAGGGGCUUGAUUUCAAACAUUUUUGUGUCCUUUAGCAUCUGUCGCCUUUAAGAUAACAUGAGGUUUAUUGAGAUAUCCGAAUUGUUUUCUUGUACCCUAGCGACACAGACGUGAUCUGAUGUAGAUAAACUGGUGUAAUUUGCAGUUUGUUUAAGUUGAACACCACAUUGUCUUACUCGUCAUUUGCAGACGAGAGCGUUGUCAUGGAAGUCAAAUAAACCCUUUGAUAUUUAGUGGGCACCUUGAGAGUUGUUAUCACGUUGUAUAAGUUUGAAUUUCUCAAAGUUUACAUCAAAUCCGUGGUGAAAUAGAAGUCGAAAUAAUCUAUGAAACUGAGAUAAGGCAUGGUGACGCCAAUGGCGUCAGUGUGUUAAGAUCAAAUGACAACAACGCCAUCACGUAAUUAUCACCGAGUUGUCGUCUACAUGAUACCUGGAGCAUGAUUGUUACCUGCGGUAUCAUCCUCGACUCAUCACAUUAGAAAGAAUAAAACCACGAUCAUUUUA
Molecule: messenger RNA, 1466 nt
Organism: Branchiostoma floridae (Florida lancelet)
Lineage: Eukaryota; Metazoa; Chordata; Leptocardii; Amphioxiformes; Branchiostomatidae
Product: myosin regulatory light chain 12B-like
Exons: 6
Coding region: 198-704 (168 amino acids)
Cellular component (GO): cytoplasm
Molecular function (GO): calcium ion binding
Source: RefSeq, a predicted model, not a curated record